Cygnus atratus (black swan) is the source of this 8880-nucleotide messenger RNA. RefSeq names its product myosin VIIB (gene MYO7B). Gene Ontology annotation, molecular function: cytoskeletal motor activity; ATP binding; protein binding. Gene Ontology annotation, cellular component: cytoskeleton; myosin complex. The record is from RefSeq and is a predicted model, not a curated record. NCBI's taxonomy places the organism in Eukaryota, Metazoa, Chordata, Aves, Anseriformes, Anatidae.
AUGGUCCUUUUCAGAAAGGGUGAUCAUGUGUGGCUGGAGACUCAGACAAACAGUGAAUUUAAUGUCCCUAUUGGGGCAGUUGUGAAAGACUCUGACUCAGGACGGAUCUUGUUGGAGGAUGAUGAAGGCAAGGAGCACUGGAUCAUGGCCCAGAACAUGCACAUGGUGCGCCCAAUGCACCCGUCCUCUGUCCAAGGGGUGGAAGACAUGAUCCGCCUUGGGGAUCUUCAUGAAGCAGGCAUGGUGCACAACCUCCUCAUCCGCCACCAGCAGCACAAAAUCUAUACUUACACAGGAUCUAUCUUGGUAGCAGUGAAUCCAUACCAGCUGCUGCCUCUCUACACAGUUGAUUAUAUCAGGCUGUACUGCAACAAGAGGAUCGGAGAGCUGCCACCUCAUGUCUUCGCCAUUGCUGACAAUUGUUACUUCAAUAUGAAGAGGAACAAGAGAGACCAGUGCUGUGUGAUCAGUGGAGAAUCUGGAGCUGGGAAAACUGAAAGCACAAAGCUAAUACUACAGUUUUUGGCAGCUGUCAGUGGCCAGCAUUCCUGGAUAGAGCAGCAAAUCCUAGAGGCCAACCCUAUUCUGGAAGCUUUUGGAAAUGCCAAGACAGUUCGAAAUGAUAAUUCAAGUCGCUUUGGGAAAUACAUUGAUAUCUACUUCAACCGCAGUGGUGUGAUAGAAGGAGCCCAGAUAGAACAGUUUCUUCUGGAAAAGUCACGCGUUUGCCGGCAGGCUCCAGAGGAGAGGAACUAUCACAUCUUCUAUUGCAUGCUAAUGGGGAUGAAUCUGGAGCAAAAGAUGCUGAAUCUGGGAACUGCUUCAGAGUACACUUAUCUCACUACGGGCAACUGCACAUCUUGUGAUGGCCGGAAUGAUGCAAAGGAGUAUGCCCACAUCCGCUCAGCUAUGAAGAUCCUCAUGUUCUCAGACUCUGAGCACUGGGACAUCAGCAAACUGCUGGCUGCUAUUCUGCACCUGGGGAAUGUAGAGUUUGAAGCGGCUGUGUACGACAACUUGGACUGCUCUGAUGUGAUGGAUUCACCACACUUUUCGACUGCAACCAAAUUGCUUGAGGUGGACUCCAGUGAACUUCAGAACAGUCUCACAAACCUCUCAAUCAUUGUCCGAGGAGAAAGUGUGUCCAGGCCUCUGAGCGUAGCUCAAGCUGCAGAUGGGAGGGAUGCAUUUGUGAAGGGUAUAUAUGGACGGAUUUUCCUGUGGAUAGUGAAUAAGAUCAACUCAGCCAUUUCCAACACAACUUCUGAGAAGCCUAAAAAUACGCAUCAGUCCAUUGGGUUGUUGGACAUUUUUGGGUUUGAAAACUUUAGCAACAACAGCUUUGAGCAGCUCUGCAUUAACAUUGCCAAUGAGCACCUUCAGCAGUUCUUCGUGCACCAUGUCUUCAAGCUGGAACAAGAGGAAUACCUUGCAGAGCACAUUGCCUGGAACAACAUCGAAUUCCCUGACAACCACCAGGCUCUGGAAGUCAUUGCACUCAAACCCAUGAACAUCAUCUCCCUCAUUGAUGAAGAGAGCAAGUUCCCAAAGGGCACAGAUGCUACCAUGCUCAUCAAAAUCAAUUCCCUCCAUGGCAAAAGUAAAGUCUAUAUCCCACCUAAGAGUGACCAUGACACCAAGUUUGGCAUUAACCACUUUGCCGGGGCUGUCUUUUAUGAAUCAAAAGGUUUCCUAGAGAAAAACCGGGACACACUGAGUGCUAACAUAAUGCAAAUGGUUCAUUCCUCCAAAAACAAAUUCCUGAGGCAGAUUUUCCAGGUGGAAACAACCCCACCUAGUCUGGGACGUGGGACCAUCCGGCGUCUUGGAAGUGACCAGGCCUACAAGGGCUUGGAUACCACCAAACGGCUCUCUACUCUGGGAGGACAGUUCAAGCAAUCCCUAGAAAAACUCAUGAAAAUCCUUGGUCAGUGCCAGCCAUACUUCAUCCGCUGCAUCAAACCGAACGACUACAAGAAACCCCUGUUAUUUGACCGGGAGCUGUGUAUCAAACAGCUGCGAUAUUCAGGGAUGAUGGAGACCAUUCAGAUCAGGAAAGCUGGCUACCCAAUUCGCUACACCUUUGAGGAGUUCUUUGACAGAUACAGAGUUCUCCUGCCGUGGUCUGUUCAAAAACUGCUGAAGAAUGAUGCUCGACAGUCCUGUAUCAGCAUCUCUGAAGCAGUGCUGGGCAAGGAUGAGAGCUGGCAGGCUGGAGAGACCAAGAUUUUCCUUAAAGAUCACCAUGACACAGUAUUGGAGUUGCAACGACAAAAGAUACUCACAGAUAAGGUUCUUCUUAUCCAGAAGGUGAUGAGAGGAUUCAAGGACAGGAAGCAGUUUUUGAAACAGAGGAAGUCUGCUGUAGCCAUUCAGGCAGCCUGGCGAGGCUACUGCUGCCGGAAGAAUUUCAGAAUGAUUAUGCUGGGUUUUGGGCGCCUGCAGGCCCUCUACCGGAGCCGUCAACUUGCCAAACAGUAUGAAACAGCCCGGGCUCGUGUCAUCAGGUUUCAAGCUGCAUGCCGUGGUUAUCUAAUACGUCAAAAAAUAGUAACGUGGAAGAAAGUGGAACACCUGUCUACUCUGGAAAGAGAUGAGGAGGAAGAAGGACAAAGGAGGAAAGAUGCGUUUGCCAGCAGACCAACAAAUGAUGAUGUUAUCAGUGACCAAGAGAUGGUUGACAAAAUUUUUGGGUUUUUACCUUCUGUGAUCGGAGGCCGAGAAGGACAGGCUCCCCUGGGCUUUGAGGACUUGGAAACAAAGCCCCACAAGCUGGAAGAGGUGGACCUGGACACGAUUCCCAUGAGUGUGGAGCUAGAAGAGGAAACAGAUGGCUUGGAAGAAUACACCUUCCCAAAGUUUGCAGCUACUUAUUUUCAGGGGUCGUCUACACAUACGCACAUCCGGACACCACUGCGGCACCCGCUACUUUACCAUGAUGAUAAAGACAACGUCCUGGCUUCUCUGGUUGUUUGGGUAAUCAUCCUGAGAUUCAUGGGGGACCUACCAGAGCCAGCAAUGUUUGCCAGGAAUGUCACCAAGAACAGUUCCGUGAUGACACAGAUAUAUGACACACUUGGCAGGAAAAACCAGGUCCAGUUCAAGAACGACAGCCCAGGCAUGAGAGAAAGCAGAAAGGAUAACAAGAUUUCCAAGGGUAUCUCUUCCCUGAAGCUGAAACGGUCCUCCAAGUUGACAGGGAAGGUGACAGACCAGCUGAGAAGUGGAGAAGAGGGUUUCCAGGAGGACACCUCGAUCUCUGAGAGACCUAUGUCUAACUUAGAAAAAGUGCACUUCAUCAUUGGCAAUGCAAUUCUGCGCCCUGCCAUCAGAGAUGAGAUUUAUUGCCAGAUUUGCAAACAACUCACUGAAAACAGCAACAGGAACAGCUAUGCUCGAGGCUGGAUACUUCUGUCACUUUGCCUUGGUUGCUUUCCUCCUUCAGACACAUUUUUGAAGUACCUGCUGAAUUUCAUCCACAAGGGGCCCUCAGGCUAUGCACCAUAUUGUGCUGAACGUCUGAGGCGUACCUGUGUCAAUGGAGCAAGGACUGAACCUCCAAGCUGGCUGGAACUUCAGGCAACAAAGCAGAAGAAACCCAUUAUGUUUAAUGUCACCCUGAUGAAUGGCCAAAGCAUCACUGUCCCUGCAGACUCUGCUUCCAUUGCAAAAGAGAUCUGCCAGUUCAUAGCAGAUAAAACCAAACUGAAGGAUGUGUUUGGUUUUUCACUCUACAUUGCUGUGUUUGAUAAGGUCUGGUCACUGGGUGGGGGACGAGAUCAUGUCCUAGAUGCCAUCUCUCAGUGUGAGCAGCUAGCAAAGGAGCAGGGCACGCAUGAACGCAAUGCACCCUGGAGGCUUUACUUUCGGAAGGAAAUCUUCACCCCCUGGCAUAACUCCCAGGAGGAUCCCAUCAGCACAGAUCUCAUUUACCAUCAAGUCAUUCGUGGCAUCCGGUUUGGAGAGUACCGUUGUGAGAAGGAGGAGGAUUUGGUGGAGAUAGGUGCAAAAUAUUGUUACAUCCAGUUUGGAGAUUCCAUCCACAAUGAACUUGUGCAGAAAGUGCUCCAUGACUGCAUCCCAGUGAAACAGCUGAAGUCCAAGCCCCUGGAAAAGUGGGUGAGCCUUAUAACCUACGCACAUGCUAAGGCCCCAUACACACAGGAUCAUAUUUCCCGUCAGACUGUGAAGGAACAACUUGUAGAUUUUGCUCGCUUUCAGUGGCCUUUGCUUUUUUCCAGAUUCUUUGAAGUCACUAAGUUUUCAGGUCCCAGCUUGCCCAAGAACCACUUUAUACUUGCUGUAAAUUGGAAAGGUAUCUGCUUCUUGGAUGAGUCAGAAAAGCAGAUCCUUGAUCUGACCUUCCCAGAGAUAACUGGCAUCCACACCAAUCGGGCAGUGAAAUCAUUUGGACAGAGUUGCACUCUCAUCACACUUCGUGCCGAGGAGUUUGUCCUGACAUCUGUAAACAGCAUUGUCAUUGCUGAACUGGUGGUCAUGUUCCUGGAAGGACUAAAGAAGAGAUCACGAUUCGCUGUGGCAAUGAAUGAGAAAAAAUCCCAAGAAGAUCCUGCCAUCCUGUCCUUCAAGAAGGGAGACUUGCUAAUCUUGACCGAGGAUAAAAGACUAGAUGAAAGCUCUGGUUGGAUUUAUGCCCAGAAUGAAAGGACAGGCAAAACAGGGAAUGUAUUUUUGGAAGAGAUCUACAUUGUUCCUUCUCUCACAAAACCCUCUAGUCAAGUGCUGAGUUUGCUGAUGAUGUCUCCAGACCAGAGGAGGACAGCUUCACAGAACUCCUACAUGGAUGAGCCUGAUGAAGAGGAUCUCGAAGUGAAGCCUUAUACCCUGGAGGAAUUCUCCUAUGAACACUUCAGGACUCCUGAGAAGGAAUCCAUUAGCAAAGCUGUUCUCCAGAAAUCUCGUGGACGCAAUCAGCUGUGGGCACACUCUAAGGAGCCCUUAAAACAGCCCUUGCUGAAGAAAGCAUGCACAGACCCUGAUCUUCGGGACCUGGCUUGUCAGGCCUUCAUUGCCAUCAUGAAAUUCAUGGGGGACUACCCAUCAAAACAGGCACACUCUUCUGUGGAAGUCACUGACCAGAUAUUUGUGGCAGCUAUUCAGGAAGAGGUCCUGCGGGAUGAAAUUUACUGUCAGAUCAUGAAGCAGCUAACUGAGAACAGAAACAGGUACAGUGUGACCAAGGGCUGGCAGCUUCUUUGGCUCUGCACCGGCCUGUUCCCACCCAGCAAGUCACUGCUGAAACACGCCCAGAAGUUUGUGGAGACGCGUAAGAAAGAGCCACUGGCCACGGAGUGCAGUCGGAGGAUUCAGACAGUGAUGAGGAAUGGCUCCAGGAAGUGGGCACCUCAUCCUGUGGAGGUUGAGGCCAUCUUACAGAACAACACCAAGAUCUCACACAAGAUUUGCUUCCCCAAUGAAACAGAAGAGACAUUUGAUGUGGGAACAAAUACCAAAAUCCGGACUCUGUGUCAGAACAUCGCUUCCAAAUUACAGCUGAGCUCCUGGGAAGGCUUCAGCCUCUUUGUCAAGAUUGCAGACAAGGUGAUCAGUCAGAAUGAAGCAGACUAUUUCUUUGACUCGCUAAGGCAGGUGACAGAUUGGAACAGGAGGAAUAAACCAGUGAAAGAUGGGGCUGCUAUGUCUGUGGCUUAUGAAGUGUACUUCAUGAGAAAGCUGUGGUUGAACGUAACUCCUGGGAAGGACCUGAAAGCUGAUUCAAUUUUUCAUUACCACCAGGAGUUGCCAAAGUACCUCAGAGGCUACCACAAAUGUUCCAAGGAUGAAGCUGUCCAGCUGGCAGGGUUGAUUUAUAAAGUGCGCUUUAACAAUGACCGCACACAGUUGGCAAUCAUCCCCAAAAUCCUGAAGGAGCUGGUGCCAGACAAUCUGCUCCGAGCAAUCUCAGCAGAUGAGUGGAAGAAGAGCAUUAUUGCAGCAUAUAGCAAACAUGAAGAAAAAACUGUGGACGAGGCCAAGAUUGCCUUCUUGAAAAUAAUAUACCGGUGGCCAACAUUUGGAUCAGCCUUCUUUGAGGUGAAGCAAACCUCCGAGCCAAAUUUCCCAGAUAUUGUGCUGAUUGCAAUCAACAAGCAAGGAGUCUCAUUGAUACAUCAGAAGACAAAGGAAAUUUUAAAAGUUUAUCCCUUAAACAAAAUCUCCAAUUGGAGCAGUGGGAGCACGUACUUUCACAUGACAAUAGGGAACCUGGUACGAGGAAACCGGAUCUUAUGUGAGACAUCUCUGGGUUACAAAAUGGAUGACCUAUUAACAUCCUAUGUACGUGUGCUAAUGAAUGCUGUAAACAAGCAAAAGAGCCUCCCAGCCUGAAAGCAAAAAGAGAAUCCAUGACCUACAUCAGUGCCAAACUACCUGUAAUUUCAUCUCCCAGAAGAAAAAUUAUUUAAAAAAUAUUAAUCUUGCUGAUCAGUUUUCUGAUCACACACUGAAUUUGAACUGUGCUGCUGAAAUAUUACCACAAGAGAAGCUCCACAGAGCACGUGCUUUCAAAUAUCUUCAGCACUUCUCUUUCUUAGGUGUAGUAUUAGAAUUCCAUUCAGUCUUUGGAUUCAGAGAACAUUUAGCUCUAUUUUAAUCUAAUACUCCAGAUCUCCUCCAUUUUCAAAGAGAGAAACACAUUAACAGAUUUUUUUUUCCUUUUGGACAGAAAAGCCCCCUUAGUUUCUUACACUCUUACCAAAUGCAUAAUUUGCAAAUAAAGGUAACAUCUUUUCCUUCGUACUGGAAAUUCUAAAAGUGGAUAAAUGCCCUUUAGUAGAAGGAUAAUAGGACAGCCUGAAAGGCAAGAUAAUGUUUUUCAUCCUUUUACCACUAGAUUAUGUACUGAAGUUACAGUAGACUAUGACAACCAUUUACUGUCACAAUAUAAAUGUCACUCGUGUGCGAUGCUAAAUUAGUGGGCUGUCCACUAGUUUAUCACUGCCUUGGUUAAACUAAAUAGUUUUCUUUCUCCAACAAUUCAUAAAACACUCAGAAACUAAUAAUUGCUUUCUACUCUGCAAUUUCUCUUAAGCAUAAACAAACUCUGAAAUGGAUCUGGAUUUUCGGCCCAUUACUUCUACUCAGUUGCUCCUAUUUUAAGUUAUAGAUAUGCUUAUUCAGUGCAAAUUGGAACUGAAGAACUCAGUCUAACAGACAUCUGUUGAAAAGAGACAUAUUUCUGCUAUAUAGAAAUGUUCUCAGCUUGGAGUUAUGCAGACACUCAUUCACAAGACAAGAAUGGUAGAAAAGAUCAAGCAAAAUUAAAGCUGUUUCCUGCUUCAGGCACUGAGUGGUAAUUUGAUUCAGCGCUUGUUCACAGACCUUAGUAAAAACACAGCGUUGGACCGUCAGGAACCAGAACACGUAAAGCAUAUGUACCGCAGUGACAGUAAGCCUAGAUGCUUACCCCACCAGAGAACAAGCAGCCAUUCCUCAGUGACAAGCCCUCCUUUGCAUGUGGUGAAACAUGGACAUGUCUUAAAGCAUUUACACCAAGUUCCUUGAGACACGAUCUGGCAGCGCUGGAAAAGCAGCUCUGCUAGAUCUCUCACUAAUUUGCCAAUGUAUGCACAAUGGUUCCCUUGUUUCCCUUGUUUUGGAGUUUUGUACUUGCAUGGCAGGGAAGAGCCCCAUCCUCUCUGUGCAUAUAAAUGAGUGCCACACUUGUCAGAAUAGUUGAUCAUUUUGCAAGCAAUUAGAUAUUCCUGCUGUAAUGUCCAUUGCUGGCAAUGGAAACUUUUUAAGACUAAUGACUUUUGAGUUGUUUUGUCAUCUUAUGUCUGAUCUAACUGACUGUAAGUGAGAAGCAUUCAAUACUUCACCUGUACAAAAAGAAAUUUUGCAUCCAAAAUGUACUGUUUCUGGUUUUUAAAUAAACUCUGCAGAAAAAUCAACCACAAUGUCUUUUUCAACAUGAAAAGUGAGUAUUCAAUCCAGAUCGAUGCAACUUAAAACUGUCCACUACAGUCUGUAAAUGAUCAUAGCAUCUCAUCUACUUUUCAUAUAUGCAAUACAAAUUGUAUGGCAUAACCUCUAAGAGAAUGAUAUCCCUUUUCUGCACAUCUUCAUCAAUUAACACAUCACCAUUGAAGCAACACAUCCAAAAAAUUCAACACAACACAACAUUGAAUCAGAUCUGGGCAAUCCUCAGAGCUCCUCAUGAUGUGUAAUGCUCCAUUGGUCAGCACUGCAAUUGUAAAUGUACUAUAUACAACUUGGUUUUCUUUCUUUUUUGUGCAAAGAUUUAAAAUGUAUUACAAUUAACUUUAUUACAGGAACACAAACAGGUAUAGUAUUACAGUAUUUCAAUCCACAGUCACAUGUCAGGUUAGACAGCAUAAGCAAUGUGUGAUAAAACGAGAGCUCCACACUGUGCAGAAUCUACACUUAUCAUCAAGGCCUGAACCAUGACUAAUAGCUGCUAAUUCUUUUACUCAGUCUGUGCCAUCCUUAGCACUUAAUGGUGCUUUACAGACUAGUGCAACUGCAUUUAUUACAUUUGUCUGCAACCUAUUCCUUCACCAUCUAACCACUGAUUUAAAAGCGUCAGUCACAUCAUCUAAUACAAAACACAACAUCUAGAAGCUUUCUGUACAGAAGGCUGGACAUUUGCAUACAUUGCACAGACUGUUGUGAAAAUAAAGGCUGGGAUGGAAACCCUAGAUAGCAGAUUAGUUUGCCAUAAAGAAAGAUAGCAAGUGAUUAACAUACCCUUUUAAUACAAAUAAGCUUCACAUGCUGUGAUUUUUAAAAGCAUAACCAUUUUCAAGUGUAGUCAGUGAAUAUUAGUCAUUGUAAUUCAGUAUAAAUAUGAAUGUAAACUAUAAAUGUAUAUAAUGAGACAACAGCUUUUAGUCAGUA